CAACCACACCCGAACCAGAAAAAGAAAAAGAAAGUUUUUAUCCUCCAGAUUAAGCCCAAAAGAAAAAGAUAUUCGAUGGAGUCAACUUCAUCGUCCGAGUCCAAGAUCGCCACGGCCAAGGCGGUGUUCUCGGCCGCCGCAUCCGUCACGGCCACGGUGAUGCUUGCCCGCUCCAUCGCCCAGGAUCUGCUCCCCUACGACUUCCAGUACUACAUCUCCUCCGCCGUCCACGGCUUCCUCGCCCGCUUCUCCUCCCAGCUCACCCUCGUCAUCGAGGAGUACGACGGCCUCGUCAGCAACCAGAUCUACGAUGCUGCGCAGAUCUACCUGUCCGCCAAGAUCUCCCCCACCACUCGCCGUCUGCGGGUUGCCAAGCCCGAAGGCGAGGACAACCUCAAUGUUUCGAUGGAGCCCCACGAGGAGGUUGUAGACAUAUUCGGCGGUGCCAAGCUCAGGUGGGUCAUGUCCUCGAGGAGGGUCGAGACAGGUUUCGGAGGUGGCCGAGGGAGGUGGAGGAUGAUGGACCCGGUCGCCACGGAGUCCGAGGCCCGCUUCUUCGAGCUCAGCUUCCACAAGAAGCACAAGGACAUGGUGAUGAGCACGUAUCUGCCCCACGUGGUGGAGGAGGCCAAGUGGAUGAGGCAGGACAAGAAGACGCUGAAGCUGUUCACGCCGUGCUGGGAGAACAUGUAUGGCGGCAGCCCCUCCGAUGCGUGGACCCCGGUUAACCUCGACCACCCUGCGACGUUCGACACGCUCGCAAUGGAGGCGGGGACCAAGGAGUUCAUCAUGGAGGACUUGAUGAGGUUCGUCAAGAGGAGAGAGUUCUACAGGAAAGUAGGCAAGGCGUGGAAGAGGGGGUACUUGCUGUACGGACCGCCGGGGACAGGGAAGUCGAGCUUGAUUGCAGCGAUGGCGAAUUACUUGAAGUUCGACAUUUACGACCUUGAGCUGACGGAGCUGACCCGGAACUCGGAGUUGAGGAAGCUACUGGUGGCGACGGCAAACCGGUCAAUCCUGGUGGUGGAGGACAUCGACUGCACCAUUGCGUUCCACGACCGCAUGGCUGAGGCUCGGGCGGCAAGCCCCUCAUCCGGCGGGGAACCGGAGAACCAGGUGACAUUAUCAGGCUUCCUUAAUUUCAUCGACGGGCUUUGGUCAAGCUGCGGCGACGAGAGGAUUAUAAUCUUUACCACGAAUCAUAAAGAAAAGCUUGAUCCGGCACUUCUCCGACCGGGUCGUAUGGAUGUCCAUAUUCACAUGUCUUACUGCACCCCGUCUGGGUUUAGACUCCUGGCUUCAAACUACAUCGGCGUCAAGGAUGACGUUCUUUUUGGAGAGAUCGAGGAUUUGAUCCGCACAGCUGAAGUCACUCCUGCCGAAGUCGCGGAGCAAAUGAUGAAGAGCGAGAAGCCCCAAGAUGCGUUGAGAGACGUGAUUGAGUUCCUCAAGAUAAAGAUCAAGGAAAAUGAGGAGCUCAAAGCCAAGGAGGCUGAGCAAAAAUUGUUGGCAGAGAAAGAGGGAAAAGUGGAGGUACAAGAGGUACAAAAUACGAAUGCGAAGGGAGAUGAAUAAGCAGAUGAUGACGAAAAUUAAUGUCUAUUUAUUAGCCUUUUUGCACUAUAAUUAUUCUGCAAAUAUAAAUACUGAUCAUCGAGGAAAAAGCGAAGGGGUUUGUACUAUAAUUAUGUCGAAAGUGGAGGUGCAAGAGGUACAAAAUACGAAUGAGAAGGGAGAUGAAUAAGCAGAUGGUGACGAAAAUUAAUGUCUAUUUAUUAGCCUUUUUGUACUAUAAUUAUCUUGCAAAUAUAAAUACUAAUAAUCGAGAAAAAAGCAAAGGGGAUUUUUUUUCAA
Eucalyptus grandis is the source of this 1854-nucleotide messenger RNA. RefSeq names its product AAA-ATPase At3g50940. The coding region runs from base 76 to 1575 and encodes 499 amino acids. The transcript is spliced from 2 exons. The record is from RefSeq and is a predicted model, not a curated record. Gene Ontology annotation, molecular function: ATP binding; ATP hydrolysis activity. NCBI's taxonomy places the organism in Eukaryota, Viridiplantae, Streptophyta, Magnoliopsida, Myrtales, Myrtaceae.